AAAAGUCUGUCAGCAGUCUUCUUAUAGGCUCGUUUUGGGUACUGAAAGACUGCAAUAAGGUCUCCCUGGAGCUUUCUCUUCUUGGGGCUGAACUCUUCCAGCCUGAAGUAGCCUUCCAAGUAUGCAGAUUAUUUAGUCAUGAACACCAAAGGGUGGACACUGCAAACACGACGAGCCCAGUAUGAUGUGGAGAUGGAAGUCAGGCAUGGAGAAGUUACUGGAAUCAGGCCCCAGGAACAGGAGCAGGACUCCUCAUGGACGGCAGCUGUCGAGAGAAGAGGGCAGUCCCUGGUGACCUCCCAUUUAUAUAUGGAACAUAAUGUUCAUGUUAUGGAAUACUCCUGUUGACCAGCUUACUUCGGUUGUCCAGGAUCUGCUCCUUCCAGCUGCUAUCUUGCACCUGGAGCUGGGCAGUUAGAACAUCCUUCAUCCACUUGGCAACAGUCAUCGUAUCAAUGGGUUUUUACAUUCUUUCAUACCCAAUCCCAAACACUGGAAAACUACUUGAAGAAAAUAUUAACUUUAUCCUAGGGUGCUGUCUUAUUCCAGAACUAAAUCCAAAAAAAAAGCACCGUGCUAGCUACCAAGAAAAUGUAUUAACUGUGGAAAAUUACCUCAAUUCAGCCAAACCAGCACAAAAAUGCAAGUUGCAAAUGUUUGGUUUGGGGGUCUUUUCCCCCCUGAUUCAUAAUGUAGGAGUUUAAUCAAACAGUUCUUCCAGAAAACCGAAAUUUUAGGACUGAAGAUUUAGGCAAUCUAGCCAGGUAAUGUUGCAGUUGUCACUGUUCUGUCACCUCAGCUGUGCUUUUGGGUGCAAGAUAUGUUGACAGUCACUCUAGUAAAGUAACUGUUUGACAUUCCCUAUGCCAAAGUGUGAGACUUGCCUUGAAAGAAGUUUUAGAGUAAAAUCCCAUUGAAACAUUUAGGAUGUUUCUUUAGAAAAGAAACAUCUUUUUCUUUUCUCACAACAAGCACAGGUUCAGUUUUGGUUAGCAUACAUGCCAUUCUCCAGUGAGCAAAAGCAAGAGAAGGCUAUUGUGAAUAUUUUAUUUAGCAAAUUUAAAUCUAAAAAUCUAUUUCUUGUUAAAUUGCGAUGUCAUAAUAGUUGGUAUUUUCAGGAUUUCAAUUUAAAUAUUUGGUUUGGAGGAUAUUUUUCAUUUAAUGUAUCAGACUGACAGUGGACUACAGUCUUGUAUGUAGAGGAAGCAAUAUAAACUUGCCUAUGCCUCAGACUGAAGUUGCAACUCUUAACAGUGAAAGGGAACACAUGCUUUGUACAUUCUUGGCCCUAGACCAGCAAGACCAUUUUGCACUCAUAAUAGACUGACCUAUUUUGACCAUUGUUGCUUGUGCCUUUGCACCCUUCAAAAUCAUCUCUUGUUGACAAGUAUCCUGGAAAUUUGCAUGGCAGAUUUUUUCAGGAACUCUGUGUCCAUGUACUGAAAUACAACAUUGCCUUAAAAAAAUCUGCAGCAAGGCCUCCAAGGUAUACAUAUGUUUCCCCUCCAUAGAUUGGAAUGAGGAAUCAGUCAGCUGAUCGGAGCCAGCCCAGAGAGAGCCAGAGCCGGUGAGGUUCAGCUGACCACAAGGUUCAGCAGAGAUUAGGAAGCUCAGAGGGAAACGUACGGGACUAGUCGCUGCCCACCAGGUGCAGAGAGGAGCUUGUGUAGCGGGUGAGUCCCACCCACACUGUGCUGCAGCAGCGGGAGUGGCAGCUUGUGCAGCAGGGUGCAGAGAGCACUUGUUGUUUGUCAGUCCCUCUAACUUAUUGCCAGUGUCCCAGACUGCUGAUGACCACGGUCCCCUCGAGAAGGAGAGCUUGUCUCAAAAAGACUGUGGCAACGCAGACUGAGGUUCUGUCCUGAAGGGUGGCUGUUCAGGUCUCUGGCUGCAGGGAGUGCCAGAGCCUGCUGCUGCCGGGGGAGGGAGGCCAGCACUCCACCUGUGUGAGGUGUGAAAAGGUGCAAGACCUUCUCAACAUGGUUGUGAAACUUAAGAAGGAGGUUGAGACGCUGAGGUCCAUCAGGGAGUGUGAAAGGGAGAUUGACUGGUGGAGUAAUACCCUGACGUGCCAGUCGGAAAGGUCCCAGGGAGGUACCUCCCAAAAGGAGGUGGACCUCCUGCCCUCUCGGACAGAGGCGGAAGUCAUGAGACAGCCCCGCCCUUGUCGCUUUCGGGCAGAGGUAGGGAACUUAAAAGACGACGAGGGUUGGAAGCGUAUUCCAGUUCGGCAUCACUGGCAGCCCCCCUCCCUGCCUGCUUUGCUUCCCCAGGUGCCCCUCCGUAAUAGGUUUGAGGCCCUGGAUCUUGAAGAGGAGGUAGGUGAGGAGGUGGUGCCAAGCCUACCUACAAGAUCACAUAGGAAGAGGCAGUUGACUUCACAACUUAAGACUGUCUCUGAUAAGAAAGAAAGAAGGGUGAUUGUAAUAGGAAAUUCCCUUCUGAAAGGAACAGAGGGCCCAAUAUGCAGAGUUGACCCUCAUCUUAGGGAAGUUUGCAGUCUACCUGGAGCCCGAAUCAAGGAUAUUGCUAGAGAGCUCCCCAAACUGGUGCACCCAACAGACUACUACCUGCUGCUGGUCUUCCAGACAGAUGGGGGGAAAGCUGCUUCCCAUAGUCUGAGGGAAAUGAAGAACGGUUUCAAGGUCUAUGGAAGGAUGGUGAAAGACUCAGGGGCUCAAGUGAUCUUCUCUUCACUCCUUCCAUCUUCAGGUGACGAUGUGGGAUGGAAUAGGAAAAUUCAGUCUCUAAAUGGUUGGCUCCAAGACUGGUCCUACAGGCAGGGCUUUGGAUUUUUUAAUAAUGGCUGGUUUUAUAAGACUCCAGUCAGGACAAUAUUACACGGGAAAGGUUUAUCUCGCAUGGGCAAAAGGAUGCUGGGACAGGAAUUAGCUGGGCUCAUUUGGAGAGCUUUAAACUAGGCUCGAAGGGGGAUGGGGUUGUAGCUGGGCUUGUCCCAGUUGGGCAGCAUUCUAAAACUGAUGAGGACCGGGUGGCCUCUUAUGCCCCUUGGGAGAAAUCGGUGUGCUCGGCUCACUCUCUGAAAUGUCUGUACACCAAUGCACGCAGCAUGGGGAAUAAGCAGGAGAAGUUAGAAUCCUAUGUUCGGUCGGGAGAUUAUGAUCUGGUGGCAAUUACAGAAACAUGGUGGGGCAGUUCACAUGACUGGAAUGUGGCCAUAGAUGGCUACGCCCUUUUCAGGAAAGACAGGCCAGCCAGGCGUGGUGGUGGAGUUGCUCUCUAUGUGAGAGAGCAGCUACAAUGUACUAAAUUCUGCCCAGGAACGGAUGAGGAGCGAGUUGAGAGUGUAUGGGUCAGAAUUAAGGGGCAGGCUGGCAGGGGUGUUACUGUUGUAGGUGUCUGUUACAGGCCACCAGAUAAGACCAAGGAAGUUGGUGAGGCCUUCUAUGGGCAGCUGAGAGUGGCCUCACAGUGCCCUGGUUGUUAUGGGGGAUUUUAACUUCCCUGCUGUUUGUUGGAAGGACCAUUCAGCCAGCCAGCCACAGUCCAGGAGGUUCCUCCAGUGCAUUGAUGGUAACUUCCCUGAUGCAGAUGGUGGAGGAGCCGACUAGGAGAGGUGCACUGCUGGAUCUCAUCCUCACUAACAAGGGGGGUCUGGUCGAAGCGGUAAAGGUUGAGGGCUGCCUGGGUUGCAGUGACCACGAGAUGGUGGAGUUCAGCAUCUUGUGUGGCAGGAACAGAAUAGCAAGUAGAAUUGCAACCCUGGACUUUAGCAGGGCUAACUUUGGCCUUUUCAAGCAAUUGCUAGGGGAAAUCCCACGGGCAAGACUGCUUGAAGGAAAAGGGGCCCAAGAUAGCUGGGUGGCAUUCAGAGAUUGCUUCUUCCACGCUCAGGAUCAGAGCAUCCCCACAUGCAGGAAGUCAAGGAAGGGAGCCAGGAGGCCUCUGUGGUUAAUUAGGGAUCUGUUGGGUAUGCUCAAGCAGAAAAGGAGAGUUUACAGGUCAUGGAAGCAGGGGCUGGCCACUUGGGAGGAAUAUAAGGCUGCUGUUACACGAUGUAGGAAGGCAGCUAGGAUAGCCAAGGCCUCCUGAGAAUUACAGCUGGCGAGAGGGGUCAAGGACAGCAAAAAGAACUUUUUCAAAUACAUAGCAGAUAAAACUAAAACCAGAGGCAAUGUAGGCCCACUGAUGAAUGGGGUGGGUGCCCUGGUGGCAGAAGAUACAGAGAAGGCAGAAUUACUGAAUGCCUUCUUUGUCUCUGUCUACUCUGCCGGAGGCUGUCCUGGGGAGCCCUGUACCCCUGAGACCCCGGAUGAAGCCAGGUCAAUGGAGGAGUUUGCUUUAGUCGAUGAGGACUGGGUUAGGGAGCAAUUAAAUAGUCUGGACAUCCAUAAAUCCAUGGGUCAAGAUGGGAUGCAUCCGCGGGUGCUGAGGGAGCUGGCUGAAGUCAUUGCUAGACCACUCUCCAUCAUCUUUGUCAAGUCUUGGGAAAUGGGAGAGGUGCCCGAGGAUUGGAGGAAAGCAAAUGUCACUCCAGUCUUCAAAAAGGGCAGGAGGGAGGACCCAGGUAAUUAUAGACCAGUCAGUCUCACCUCUGUCCGUGUGAAAGUAAUGGAACGGCUUAUCCUUGGUGAAAUCUCAAGGCAUAUCAGGGAUAAGAGGGUUAUUAGGGGCGGUUAGCAUAGCUUUACUAAUGGUAAGUCAUGCUUGACCAACUUCAUAGCCUUUUAUGAGAAUGUAACAAGGUGGAUGGAUGAUGGCAGAGCGGUGGAUGUGGUCUACCUUGACUUCAGUAAAGCCUUUGACACAGUCUCCCACAGCAUCCUCACAGCUAAGUUGAGGAGGUGUGGUUUGGACAAUAGAGUAGUGAGGUGGGUUGCAAACUGGCUUAAGGAGAGAAGCCAGAGAGUGGUAGUCAAUGGGGCGGAGUCUAGUUGGAGGCCAGUAUCUAGUGGAGUGCCUCAGGGGUCAGUACUGGGGCCAAUAUUAUUCAAUAUAUUCAUUAACGAUUUGGACGAGGGAAUUGAGUGUACUAUCAGCAACUUUGCUGAUGACACUAAGCUGGGAGGAGUGGCUGAGAUGCCAGAAGGCUGUGCUGCCAUCCAGCGGGACCUGGACAGGCUGGAGAGUUGGGCGGGGAAUAACCUAAUGAAAUUUAACAAGGGAAAGUGUAGAGUCCUGCAUCUGGGCAGGAACAACCCCAGGUUCCAGUAUAGGUUGGGAAAUUACAUAUUAGAGAGCAGUGUAGGGGAAAGGGACCUGGGGAUCCUGGUGGACAGCAGGAUGACGAUGAGCCAGCACGUGCCCUUGGGCCAGGAAGGCCAAUGGCAUCCUCGGGUGUAUUACAAGGGGGGUGGUUAGUAGUUCGAGAGAUGUCCUCCUUCCCCUCUACUCUGCCCUGGUGAGACCCCCAUCUACAAUAUUGUGUCCAGUUCUGGGCCCCUCAGAUCAAGAAGGACAGGUAACUGCUGGAGAGAGUCCAGGGCAGGGCAACAAAGAUGAUGAAGGGAGUGGAGCAUCUCCCUUAUGAGGAAAGGCUGAGGGAGCUGGGUCUCUUUAGCUUGGAGAAGAGGAGACUGAGGGUGACCUUGUUAAUGUUUAUAAAUGUAUAAAGGGUGAGUGCCACGAGGAUGGAUCCAGGCUCUUCUUGGUGGCAAACAAUGAUAGGACAAGGGGUAAUGGGAUCAAGCUGAAACACAUGAGGUUCCACUUAAAUUUGAGAGAAAACUUCUUCUCAGUGAGGGUGACAGAGCACCGAACAGGCUGCCCAGGGAGGUUGUGGAGUCUCCUUUGCUGGAGACAUUUAAAACCCGCCUGGACAUGUUCCUGUGUGACCUCAUCUAGGCGUUCCUGCUGUGGCAGGGGAUUGGACUAGAUGAUCUUCUGAGGUCCCUUCCAAUCCCAAACAUACUGUGAUACUGUAAUCUAGUACCUAAGGUGUUAUUCAAUCUCAGGAGAGGUCAUAGGCAUGAAAUAUGUAUUCUAUAAGAACUGACAUGGCAAAGUCAUAGUUUUAAUUACAAAUACCAGCUUGAAGUUCACAAAAUAAAGUACUCACUGCAAAAAGACUUUCACAAGAGUGUUGGUGGUUGAGAGAAGAUGAGACUUUCUCUUGCCUAAUGAAGAAAGUCCUGAAAUACAGAAGGAAAGUCAAUGUUCAGCCUGUAUGUUCUUAUUGGGAGAAGUGGUAUUCUGUUACCAGCAAUGAUGAAAACAGAAGUGCUCACAAGCUUUUAUUCCAAGGAUACUUUUGGAUAACAUUGCUCAUACAUCUGUCAUAGUUGUGUGGUUGCAGGUAUCCUAUAAACAUUGACAGAGCAUCCAUCCGCUGACGUUACCAGCCAGAGACAGGUACCCACCUUGUUGGGGUUGCUGCCAAAUAGUACUGAAAUGUUCAUUCCAAAAUAAACUCCCUAACACUUGGCUCCUUGCCUGAGCUGGCUGGUAGCCCAAGGCACUUUUUUUAAAAUUUGAAUCCUGUCUAUUGUCAGCCAGUGUGGACUUCAGCAGCAGCUCCCAAACUCAUCUCUAAUCAGGCAGGCUUCCUCUUCCUUAUUAUCCAAGAACUCAAGAUAUAUGUUUGGUUUGGGAUUCUUUGUGGGUUUUUUUUCCAAGUCACUUGGCCAGUAUUACCCAAAAGUGGAUCCCUCCAGUCAAGCCAUGAAACUGCCGUGAAGGACUUGAAGAACAACUUGGUUUUCACAGCAGGCAAGCUCUAUGUGCUGGUCCUCGUAACUGAAGAGGGAAGUACCCUCCACUGGCUGAACAGCUAUCAAUGGAACACUGAUGCAGUACUGCCAACAUAUUUCUUCACCUCUUAUUGCAAAUAUAUGUACACUUUUGGCGCUUGACAAAGCAAUAGAAUAGUUGCACAAUGUAUGGGCUUUCAGUCUUGGAAAGGCCCUAAUUUUUUCUCUGUUACGUGUAGCUGCUUCUUUUUAUGUGACUUGUCCUGCUGUUAGCUUCUCAAGGAAGAGAGGCUGUGUCUAGAUCACUUGGAGGAAUAUGAAGUAGAAUAUAGGGUCCUGCCUUUGGGGAGCCAUGGAAAGAAGGGAAAGGUGAAACUCCUUGCAUACGUAUCAUUCAUAGGUGACAUUGGGACACGCUGGAUAUAUUAAGAAAGUGAUUGCAUUUUGCUGGACUAUGAACAAUUCCAUGUCUUGCCUCCCUCCCUCCUCCUCUGCCUUCCUCUUUCAACAAAUCCACCCUUUUCUGUUGUGUAACAAGUGCUGGCAAGGAGACAUAUAUUCUUCCUAUUAGAUGCACUCCUGAGAAGGAUGACUGUCCAGAAACAGUGUAUGAACCUGCAAGCUACCCGUUGGAUGGAUUUGCCGUUCCUCAUGUGAAUUACAAAGUGUGCAGCAGAUCAUGAUAAUUCUGCCAGUGCAGAGGGAAAAGCUGGUGUGUACAGAGAUGCUUAAGGCCUAGUUCAUGGUCACCUGGCAGAAGUUAAGGACCCACUGUUUCUAAUAGCUUUGAUGAUUGUACAAAACAUCAGGCACAACAGCAACAGAAGUAAGAUAGUGCUGCUGACAAUGCUGUAGUUGUUACCCCAUGUUUGAAACAGGUUAUAGCUUAUCACAAGAGACAGCUACUAGAGUUCUGAUACUGAUACAUAUUAGUGUUGUUUACAGCCAUAGACUUAAUGUAAGUAUACAUUAAAUAAUUCUGCUGAGACUGCUGUCAUUUCUUUAUGUUCUUUUGAUUGUGACAGCAGGCUCCCUGUGUUAGUCACCGGUUUUCUUGUCUGUGGGCUGGUCAUGUGUUGCUGAUGGAGUGUGAGGGAUGCACUUUACUCCUAAGAGAGAAGGAACAACAAACUUUACUGAUACGAAACAGGGAACAAAUCUUGAUGAUAAAUGUGACAGUGGUUUAACAAGAUGUGAUGGCAAGGUACACUUAUUUACUGUACAGAGAACAGGGUCAGACAAAAUUGUCAGAGAGACCCUCACAUUGAGUCAUGAGGUUCAGAAAUGACCUCAUUGCUUUGCAAACUCCUUCUCAGACGGAAGUCUAGGUGCAGCUGGAUCCAGACUUAGCCUCAGACUUGGCCAACUGUUUAUGUCUAAAGGAUUAUAUAUCCACAGUCAAUCCUUUAUAUCACUAAGCUAAGAUUUCGAAGUUUAGCAUGCUAUUAGUCACUUACUGAGGAUCUGUUGCACCAAGGAAUAUUUCAGCCUCAAAAAGUGUCCCUACUCAAGGGGAGAACCUGGCGUGCCACUUGCUGCCAUGCAGGAAAGCUGAAAGGGCUCUGGACUGUCCAUGAUUUAUUUCUUUAUCAUUGAUUCAUAGUCGUAUUUGUAUACUGACUGCAGAUGUUAGUUUAUUCCAAAUUUGUCCUGAGUCAGACAUUGACCAGCACUGUGGUUAGAUGGGCACAUUGCCAUAAAUUCACACUUGGGUAUUGUGUUACCUGUCUCCCCUGAAUCCACUUUGAGCCAGAUGCAUCCAUCAUAACAAGAUGCAUCUGUCAAGUCUGCCACUGGUGGUUAUUACUUGAGCAGGGUUACGGGAAAAGGUCAGGUUGGGGCAGGGGGGUGAGGAGGGGAGAAGAGUACCACACAGUGCUGGAGCUGAUCUAUGUUCUGAAGUCUGUGACCAUUUUACUAAAUAUUUCAGGUAGUACCACAGACCUUGUUUGUCAUAACGUUAACUGUGCCGUACCAAAUUGCUGUACUGUUUGCCCCUUUAAGGUUAGUGUUGCCUGCUUCUUGUUUGCGAUAAAAGCCCAGAAAAUGCAGUUUGCUGAAUUAAACAUAACACCAGGUCCAACAACUGGCUCAGGAAUGUAGCCUUCUGUACCGAGAAAUUUGUGGGUACAGAAGUUGAGGGGAUCAGCCUGUAUAUCUGUAUUUUUUUGUAUUUUAUUGAAAAUUCAACUACAUGCUGUGUUAAACAUUAUUCUUUGUUUUGUAUGAAAGUGUCGAGGGCUAAGACU
Columba livia (rock pigeon) is the source of this 8899-nucleotide messenger RNA. RefSeq lists its product as uncharacterized. The transcript has 2 exons. Bases 1980 to 2921 code for a protein of 313 amino acids. The record is from RefSeq and is a predicted model, not a curated record. Lineage: Eukaryota; Metazoa; Chordata; Aves; Columbiformes; Columbidae.